AUGAGAAAGUUUUCGUUCAAGUCAGAGCCUCGAUCGAGGCACUACAAGAGACAGGACGAGGAGGGCGACCAAAAACACCACAAGAAGAAACACGGAAAGCAUCCAAAAGCUAACAAAGACGAUGGCACAAAGGACAAAGGUUCGAGUCAGAGCGGCGACGCACGAGAUCCCUCCGCGCAGUCGCCGAACGCAUCAUCUACGGCAAAGGCAGCUCUGCCCGCCUCAGCAGAAGCGUCUGUACCUCCGUCACCGCCAACACAGGGGGAGUCAGCUUCAUUGGCCGGCUCGUCCGCGCCGACAAACGGAGACGGUCAGCGUACCAGCCUGCCUGCACCUGCCGUGGACAACGACGUGCGUUCUGCCCAGGCAUCACCAGCUGGGACGGGAUUCAGCGUUGAAGUGCUGUCCGCGGCAAUUUCGGGUGGAGUCGUUCUUCUGCUCGUGCUGCUCGGAGUGAUCGUUCUAUGGCGCAAACGUCGUAGGAAUGCAGUCCAGAAAGCUGGUUCUGCCCCGGACCUUCGCCUCAAAAUCGGUCCUCCCGAAAUACCAGGCGAAAAGUCUGUGAACGACACAGCCCACGCGAUGGACAGAGGAACAAAACAACCGUCACAGACGAGUCUACAGCACGGUCAUGUCAGCCUUCGAAUGGCCCACGCUCAGCAGAGUGAUCACACCUUGGUCGAUGGCGAACGGAGCAAGUGGCCUGCUUGCGAUGACACAGCUGCGCAGCUUCGACGUUCCGAUUCCUGCCGUUCGGAGCUUCAGCAGGAGUCGCUAUCUGGUAGGCCAGAGCUGCUGCCAGAGAACGGCUGGGACAACAUUAGGGCAGCAAGUCCGUAUGACGGCGACGACAAAGAGAUUGAUCGGUGCCUUAGCUACUACAUGAAGCGUAGCACGCGCGUCUCGCUACCUCCUGUGGAACUGGUCGAGGGAGGAGAGCCAUCGAUGCUCGAGGACAAGACGAGCUCGCUGCCGCCGUCUCCGGUUGUGAAUCGCAUGUCGACACGCAAAAGCUUUGUCUUUCCCAAGACGGCCGGUCUGCUGGCUAAGAUUCGAAAAUCACAGAUCCGACUCAACAACGAGGCGCUGGCGACCGGGAGCCACAACGACCAUCCGCUCCCAGUUACUGGCUUCAAUCUCGAUCACGGCACUGGAUCGACUGGGUUGAUGUCGAGCACUAUGCCGGACUCGGGUGCGCCAACGCGAGGGAGCGAGGAGCACGGGAGUACGUUAGAGUCGCUCAGCCUUGGGCGCGCUGGUCCCGACAUCCCCUCGCAUUGGCGCUCGAGUACGAGGCUUCGUCGAUCGUUCGCAGGGGACAGAGACGGCAAUGCUGCGAUAGACUCUUCUCCUAGCCUCAGCGAACCACACCCAGCUUUCGAGUACAAUGACUCCUACGAGAACCACACCCCUGCAGCUCAUGGGUCGCCUUGGCUGGGGGUAGGUGAUGGUUACGACUGCUACUCGGCGACAUGGCAGGACCGUUCGCCUUGUCGAUCAUCGGCACUGUCGCCGCGACGCUCGAUGACAAGUACGGUGCGGCAGCGCAGUGCAACGUUCAGCCAGUGUGCUCCGUCUAGGUCGCCUCUUUUUCAGGAAAAUGACGCCGACGGAGCUCACGCCGCUUCACCCAUAAGCGCUCGUCAUCUGUCACAAGAGGCCAACGAUGUCAUCCGAUUUUAG
Messenger RNA from Moesziomyces aphidis, 1683 nucleotides. NCBI's taxonomy places the organism in Eukaryota, Fungi, Basidiomycota, Ustilaginomycetes, Ustilaginales, Ustilaginaceae. The record is from the annotation of a GenBank genome assembly.